CGCGGUCAACGUUUUGUGUUGACAGGAAUUACAUUUUUGUUUUCUUGUCGGGUCAGUCGAUUUCGGAAUGUUUCGAUUCCGUUUUCGUAAUGCUGCUGCUGUUGGCAGAUUUCCGAAGGCUUAUCCUUCGGAUACUAUGGUGGCCGUUCGGAAGAACCUCCGGUGGAUGUUUUUCCGGGUUGAAAUUAUCCUGUUGGAAACGGAAUUUCGAUUGGUUUCAGGGCCGAAAACAAUCGGAGCGGCCGCUUCCAUAUGUGAAGCCAAUAAUAAAAUUUGCGGAUAUCUGUGGAGAUCUUCGAUUCGCUUGUGCAUGAAGAUUUUAAUUUUCCCGGUAAAAUUGGAAACAAGGACUUGUAAAGACACCUUCAAUCAUGCUGCUGUGGAUGCGCGGGAAGCUGGACAUGACGCUGCAGUUUUUAAAAUUAUCUCCCAUUUACAGGCAAGAAUGGAAACUCCGGAUGCCAAAGUGUUGACAUGCGACAUGCGAGACUGUUAAAACCGCUAAACUACCGAUAACAAAAUAACCGACGUAAAGUGAAUUGUUAUUGCGUACGUUAUAUGUAGUUCGAAGAAAAUGCCCUGCUGAUUCCAUUUUUUGAACCAACAUUUGAACAAGUUAACAUGGAAGGAUCUCAUCAUCGCACUAUAAUAGAACACCUUGAUCUCGAAUCGGACACGAAUCACCAUCACCACCUGCAGGAAGAUUUAUCUAAAGGAGUUCUGCGAACGAUUCAUAACGUUGAAAGCGACACGUUACAUUUUAUAACAAUCCCUCCAGCCUCGGAUUCACGGGAGCAAGAGUACAUAGAAAGUUCACUGCUGGGGGCGGAUCUUCUAUCAAGUCACAUUCCUAACGGGCUGUUGGUAGAUUAUAUCGGAGCUCCAGGAACGGCAACUACUCCUGGGACCGCUCAAUUCCAUUCACAGCAAAAUCCCAAUUCCAACAACCUUUUGGAGCAUCAUCAUGGAGGUGCAAUUCAAACGUAUACAGCCGAAGAUUUGCAAUCGCUGGUCGAAGCAAGCUCUAUGCAACAUCAGCAGCAGCAGCAAACCAUAACAGAUACCACGGCGACAGUCGAUGCUGAUCGAAAACUUUUUCUAUCUUCCGGACAACUUUCCCAUGAGGCUCCUGUCAUAGUAACAAAUUCAAAGGAUAUUGCUUCUAUCUCGGUUUUAACGGACCACGAUAAGUUGGUCCACACAUCCCAUGCCCAGUUGACAAAUGUCUCCCACAUGCCAGUUGUUACUAGUGGCAGUAAUUAUCUCCAUUACCAUCAUCAAGAUCUGGGAGGAACAUCGCAAACCACUGGCGGCAACAACCUUUCAACAGCGGGAAAUAUUCUCACCAGCCACCACAAUACCAUAAGUCAUCAUCAUCAUAACCAUCAUCACCACCAUGCUCCACACCAACACCAAAUUAUUCAAAAUACCGCCCACCAACAGCAAAACCAUCAGCAGCAAAAUCAACAGCAACAUGUUCAACAAAGUUCCAACCAACAAAGCUCUUCGCAACACCUAACAUCAAUACACUCGAUGCUGCAAGGUGAUUUGGGAGGUUCUCCGUCAAAAUUGUUCCAUGUUGCUUCGUCCAGUUCCGGUAAUAGCAUCGCAAUCAAUGCGGCAGUUGGCCAAAAUUGCCUUCAGAUGCCUCCUCUGGCUCCCAUCAAGCGAGUUCCAUCCCCAAAACGCUACAUUUCAUAUCCAAUAAUACAGCCACCACAAACAUCUGCCGAUCGGACGGUUUCAUCGGACGAAAUAGGAGUUAAUGGUGAUAAUUUCCUAACCAAGGACGAUUUGCUAGAAUGCGAUUCGCGGUCCGAUGAAGACGACGUUGAACCAACCCACAACUUCAGCGCUAAUAAUCAAUUUUCCAAUACUCAGUACCUUCCGCAUAAAAAGCGGUUAUCUAAAAAUCUGGGAGAUUCCAACAAUCCCAACGAACAGCAGUUUCAACGAGAAUCUGUCAUCUCAAAUGACCACCAUCAGCACUACCAUUUGGAUAAACAGGGCAAACAGCCUCCCAGUGAUCGCACUGAUAAACAAAGUUCGGCUCAAUUUUCGUGUCAGCUAUGUAACGAAUCGUUUGAAAGUCAGAUAGAGUUUUUCACGCACCUCAAGGGACAUUAUGAACCGAUAGUCGGCAGUCCUGUUGAUGAAAGUAAGAGUGAUCCUAAGAAAAAACCUAAACUCCCACGCGUCAAGCACACCAAAAAACUGAAAAAUGAUAAAUCUUCGCGUGAUGCAGCAUCUAAUCGGAAUGCGCACGAGUCAAUUGUAACGAACAGCAAAAUUGAAAUUUAUCAUGAACCAACCAAAAAAUCUAAUUUGUCUGAUGUGAUACCAUCCGCCCAAACGCAAUCAUUACCCGGGAAUGAUGCAGAAAUGUCAGGAGAGUUUAGUGACCCUGAAGAUAUGUUGGAAGGGAUUCGAAACGUGGUUCAAAAAGUACAAGACACCGUUGACACGGAUACCAACGAUGGGCAUGUUUUGGGAGGCUCAACGGGAAAAGCAUGGUUCCAGCAGCAACACCACCAGCAGACGGAAGUUGCAGAAAUAACAAAAACUUUCGAUUAUUCCAGAAGUUUGGAGACCCAAGAAAUACACAUCAAUGCUGGUGGCGACAGUUAUGUGCUAUUCGUUGACAAAUCGGACUUACAGGAGCCAGAUCAACAUCAAAUCAAUCAAACAUCAACGCAUAACCAACUAGGCCGGCAACAAUCUACGAUUGAAUUAAUUUCUCAUCAUCAACUUCUACAAUCGAAUCAUCUUCCACAGCAUGAUACAACCCAAUACGUAAUAACAGAUGCUGGACAACAAUCAGUACCACAACAUUCAACUGCUACCACCAUAAGCCAAGAAUGCGAUAUGAACAUUCAAAUGCUAGGACUCGGUACGACAGGCAUGGAUAACCACGAGAUUCCUAAGCUCGUAGAUUUCAACCUAGGCGAGCAUCAUGAUCUGAACGAGCUGAGCAAUCCGCAGCAGCUGAAACACGAGCAGGAACAUAUAAUCGACGAUACUGAUGAUAAUGAGUCAAACGAGGAAUUCUACGUAUCUGGCGAGGAAGAUGAAACAAUUCCGACUGAAGCAGGCACGGAUGUGGAUCGGCUUGGACCACAAGAGGCGAGAAAAGUUGUAACACAAAAGUCCUUGACCGCAAAGAUCGGUGGAACGGAAAAAGUUGAGGGAGGCAAAAAAUCUGGCAAAAAAUACCCGUGCGUUGAGCCGAACUGUGAUAAGAUUUUCAAUUCCAAGACAGCCGUUCGCUACCACGAGUUACAGCACAAGAACGAGCGGCCGUAUCAAUGUGGCCAGUGCCCCAAAAACUUUUUCACAAGCAGCGCACUGAAGGUGCACGAACGAUUGCAUUCUGGCGAGAAACCUUACAAGUGUGACGAAUGCGCGCGUUCUUUCCGGCAGUGGGGAGAUCUAAAGUACCACCAAGCUUCCAUCCAUUCGAAUGAAAAAACGCACCAGUGUGAAUUUUGCGGGAAAAAAUUUGCCCGACGGUAUUCGCUCGUGUUACAUAGGAAAAUCCAUCUCAAUGAGAAAAAUCACGUUUGUGACAUUUGCAACAAAGCUUUCAGGGCGAGCUCGUAUCUGCAAUCCCACCGCAUGAUACACACCGGUGAAAAGCCAUACGCUUGUAAGGUCUGCGGAAAGCAGUUCCGUUGCGGUGGCGACAUGAAGCGUCACAUGAAAACACACAAUCGGCAGCCGGAUACUGGUGACGGUAAACCGGUCGUUGACGCGGUAAAACGUAACAGCAAUACAACGAGGCCGAUAAAGCAAAGUAAAACUCCUGCAACAUCACAAGGUCCUUCCAGCAACGAAGUCGCUCCGGAGGACGUGAUCGAUUUGACAAAAAUUAAAUCCGAAUCAAUACAAACUACCCCGGUGGAAACGAUCGUGUCCAAUGAUCUCGACCAAGUGGGUAGUAAAACGGUUGUCUAUCAUGCCACACCGAUUUUAGAUUUGCCAGGAGCGAGCGAACUGUGUCUCGAUCGCGUGACAAAGCCGUAAACCAAUCACCUAUUCCGGCGUUGCUUGAUCGGCCAAACCAUGGAACAAAAGUAACAUCAUUAGCACGGCACUCUACAGCGUGGUCCAAAUGUUGGCAGAUAAAUACAAUGUUGCAGUUAAACAAGAGACAUGAGUACAUAUGUACCAUCCGGAAGGCAAAAGCACCAUCCACAAGCCAAAUAGGUCAUAUCGAAUUUCGCCAACCGACCAUAUAUAUUUUGUAGGUAUUGUGUGUGGAUCGUGUAGAUGUAUUAUAAUUGUUUAUUAGGCUUGUAAAUAAUUUGUAGAUAAGUAUUAAAAACAUUGUGUAGAAAGUUUAUAAAAAAAAAAACAAAUGACUAAUCUAAAUCUCUUAUAAACGAUUUACUUUUGGGAAAAUAAAAAUAUGAUUCGUUAUGCUUAA
Molecule: messenger RNA, 4426 nt
Organism: Uranotaenia lowii
Lineage: Eukaryota; Metazoa; Arthropoda; Insecta; Diptera; Culicidae
Exons: 8
Coding region: 622-4023 (1133 amino acids)
Biological process (GO): regulation of transcription by RNA polymerase II
Cellular component (GO): nucleus
Molecular function (GO): DNA-binding transcription factor activity, RNA polymerase II-specific; RNA polymerase II cis-regulatory region sequence-specific DNA binding
Source: RefSeq, a predicted model, not a curated record